AUUCUGGGUAACCGCAUGGAAAAAAAAGGAAGGAUACCAAUAUCAGAGGCAGAGGUGCACCGCGACACAAUUGCUCCCUUGUUAUCGGCGCGCUCAAUUGAUGUCACUGGAGUCAUCUUUCUGAUUCUUCGACAGAAAUGAAGGCUAAACUUCUUCUAGUUGUUCGCCGAACGAAAAAAAGAGUAAGAAUGCACCAAGUCAAGAAUGAGAAUGAGAUGAAUGUCGGCAUUCUUGCCUACUGGAUUGAAACUUGAGAAUCGCAAAUGAAAUUUAUCGAAAUCGAAAUCUUUGGUUCUUGAGAUGAUCCUUUAGAAGUUGCACCUAUAGGUAUUCCCUAUCGUUUCUUUUUCGAUUCACGAGCGUCGUUUUUUCAUUCUGAUGAGAUUGAGAUGUGAUUCUGUCGAGCUUUAUUUUCUGAACGUGAAUGAGAAUGAGUCUUGGAGUCGCGUUGCUCUUUAAUGAUUGUUCGUCAUCACUGCUGACCCAGUUCUUUUCGUAGAGGAUACACGUUCACUUGAAAAUUUCAAGCAUCACGCCGAGUGAGUUGGUUGAUCUUCAUGCCACCAUUUGAUCUUCUCUAAUUGCUGCAAUUGAUCCAUCUUUCCAUGUUUUUAUAUCAAAGAAUCAAUCUUCUCCAUGCUUGUUGAAACAUCAUUCCAUCUUCUCAUCCCAUGUUACAGAGGAAAAGCGAGUUUAAAGCGAUUACACCCCACAGUUUUUAUCGAGUUUUGGAACUUUUCUGAGGCAAGAUAAUUAGCAGUUUGUGCGAUAAAAAGCGUGAGUUGUAUACAAGAUUGUGACUAAAACAAAAGCUAGCAACGAGCAUUGAUGUUUUGACACGGUUCUAGAACAAAUACUUUUGUGUUGUAAACGGAAAUAUCAAUCUUGAAACUCAUCGUUUUCAUUCUAAUUUGGGUAUUGGUUUACUAAAAACAAAGCGACAAAAUGCAGAUCUUCGUCAAGACUCUGACCGGAAAGACCAUCACCCUCGAUGUUGAGGCUUCCGACACCAUCGACGCAGUGAAGGCAAAGAUCCAGGAUAAGGAGGGCAUCCCGCCAGAUCAGCAGCGAUUGAUCUUCGCCGGGAAGCAGCUCGAGGACGGCCGCACUCUCUCCGACUACAACAUCCAGAAGGAGAGCACGUUGCACUUGGUGUUGCGUCUGCGUGGUGGUAUGCAGAUCUUCGUCAAGACGCUGACCGGAAAGACCAUCACCCUCGAUGUCGAGGCAUCCGAUACCAUCGAUGCGGUGAAGGCAAAGAUCCAGGAUAAGGAGGGUAUCCCGCCGGAUCAGCAGCGAUUGAUCUUCGCUGGUAAGCAGCUCGAGGAUGGCCGCACCCUCUCCGACUACAACAUCCAGAAGGAGAGCACCUUGCACUUGGUGCUGCGUCUGCGUGGUGGUAUGCAGAUCUUCGUCAAGACGCUGACCGGAAAGACCAUCACCCUCGAUGUCGAGGCAUCCGAUACCAUCGAUGCGGUGAAGGCAAAGAUCCAGGAUAAGGAGGGUAUCCCGCCGGAUCAGCAGCGAUUGAUCUUCGCUGGUAAGCAGCUCGAGGAUGGCCGCACCCUCUCCGACUACAACAUCCAGAAGGAGAGCACCUUGCACUUGGUGCUGCGUCUGCGUGGUGGUAUGCAGAUCUUCGUCAAGACGCUGACCGGAAAGACCAUCACCCUCGAUGUCGAGGCAUCCGAUACCAUCGAUGCGGUGAAGGCAAAGAUCCAGGAUAAGGAGGGUAUCCCGCCGGAUCAGCAGCGAUUGAUCUUCGCUGGUAAGCAGCUCGAGGAUGGCCGCACCCUCUCCGACUACAACAUCCAGAAGGAGAGCACCUUGCACUUGGUGCUGCGUCUGCGUGGUGGUAUGCAGAUCUUCGUCAAGACGCUGACCGGAAAGACCAUCACCCUCGAUGUCGAGGCAUCCGAUACCAUCGAUGCGGUGAAGGCAAAGAUCCAGGAUAAGGAGGGUAUCCCGCCGGAUCAGCAGCGAUUGAUCUUCGCUGGUAAGCAGCUCGAGGAUGGCCGCACCCUCUCCGACUACAACAUCCAGAAGGAGAGCACCUUGCACUUGGUGCUGCGUCUGCGUGGUGGUAUGCAGAUCUUCGUCAAGACGCUGACCGGAAAGACCAUCACCCUCGAUGUCGAGGCAUCCGAUACCAUCGAUGCGGUGAAGGCAAAGAUCCAGGAUAAGGAGGGUAUCCCGCCGGAUCAGCAGCGAUUGAUCUUCGCUGGUAAGCAGCUCGAGGAUGGCCGCACCCUCUCCGACUACAACAUCCAGAAGGAGAGCACCUUGCACUUGGUGCUGCGUCUGCGUGGUGGUAUGCAGAUCUUCGUCAAGACGCUGACCGGAAAGACCAUCACCCUCGAUGUCGAGGCAUCCGAUACCAUCGAUGCGGUGAAGGCAAAGAUCCAGGAUAAGGAGGGUAUCCCGCCGGAUCAGCAGCGAUUGAUCUUCGCUGGUAAGCAGCUCGAGGAUGGCCGCACCCUCUCCGACUACAACAUCCAGAAGGAGAGCACCUUGCACUUGGUGCUGCGUCUGCGUGGUGGUAUGCAGAUCUUCGUCAAGACGCUGACCGGAAAGACCAUCACCCUCGAUGUCGAGGCAUCCGAUACCAUCGAUGCGGUGAAGGCAAAGAUCCAGGAUAAGGAGGGUAUCCCGCCGGAUCAGCAGCGAUUGAUCUUCGCUGGUAAGCAGCUCGAGGAUGGCCGCACCCUCUCCGACUACAACAUCCAGAAGGAGAGCACCUUGCACUUGGUGCUGCGUCUGCGUGGUGGUAUGCAGAUCUUCGUCAAGACGCUGACCGGAAAGACCAUCACCCUCGAUGUCGAGGCAUCCGAUACCAUCGAUGCGGUGAAGGCAAAGAUCCAGGAUAAGGAGGGUAUCCCGCCGGAUCAGCAGCGAUUGAUCUUCGCUGGUAAGCAGCUCGAGGAUGGCCGCACCCUCUCCGACUACAACAUCCAGAAGGAGAGCACCUUGCACUUAGUGCUGCGUCUGCGUGGUGGUAUGCAGAUCUUCGUCAAGACGCUGACCGGAAAGACCAUCACCCUCGAUGUUGAGGCGUCGGACACCAUCGACGCUGUGAAGGCAAAGAUCCAGGAUAAGGAGGGUAUCCCGCCGGAUCAGCAGCGUUUGAUCUUCGCUGGCAAGCAGCUCGAGGACGGCCGCACGCUCUCGGAUUACAACAUCCAAAAGGAGAGCACGUUGCACUUGGUGCUGCGUCUGCGUGGCGGACAAUAGACUCGCAGUUACGGGUUUUGUGUUAGUUUUGAUACGAAAUUCAUGUUGUAGUUUUGGAAGUUUUCACCGCGACAUCUGAAGACGGUGCACCCAAAAACGAAAUAGAAACUUUUUACGACAACUAAGUUGUUGUAGAAAGUGGACACUUCACGUUCACGUAGUAGUACAGGACUAAGACAAAGACAAACACCAUCAUCUCAACGGAGAUACUCAAUCAAAGCAGCCUUGAUCAGCAGUUUUGUUUUUUUUGCUGCCAUUGCUUGCUACCACGUGGUAAGUCCUGAAUAUUAGUUACUACAUGAAAACCGUCUUAAAAUACGGAAAUAUGAAUCCCGAACUAUAAGAAUUGAUAUCAAGAGAACGAAUUUCACUACUUCUUCAACGACAUGACUACAAGAGCAACACAAAAAAAUGAAGAUGACGUUGUGCUGAGUGGUUCUUUUCAGUGGUAAAAACUGAGGAGUGCUGUUUCACUGAAGGUUGUAAUCUAGUAAAUCUGGCUAGUUUAUGAUGACGAUUCUAGCAGUGCUAGAAGAAUGAUGAAGAGGGGCUUUUUCUUACAGACCUCUCCACGUGCUGACAUUAAACACGACUAUGAAUAUUUGAAGUGAACUAGAGGUGCACGUUGAAGAACGACUUGAACAAGAACAUUAUCCUUAUCGCUAACUUCCAUAUGUCAAGUCUACGAAGAAGUAGAACAAGGGACAAUUUAUUACUAGUACGAACCACUAUUCCCACUUUGUAAACUGCCUCAAUUACAAAAAGAACAAAUACACCAAGCCUACUGCUCGAAAUUACUAGUUUAUUCGAUCCCUUAGCAUACAAGAGUUAGCAGCUCUUAAAUGCCUCUAAUUCAAGCAUCUUUUUUACCUAUUUUUACCACUAUCAUGCCAUUGAGUAAGAACCACAUACCAAUUUACGAUACUAACUACUCAACUUUUUACGAACCACUCAUUCAUUUAUACAACGACAUCAAAUUUAUAGAUAUUCAAAAAGAAGUUGUUAUUGACUUUCGUCAUAAGGGGAGCAUAAAAGGUGGACGAACUUAUGAAAGAAUUAAUUAUUGAUAUCAUUUGAUAGGAAGAAGAUAGUACUACUUCUCGAGACCACGUUAACUAAGCACUUGUUACAUUGUAGCAGGUAAUCGUAAUGUAUGAAGUAGGGCAACUACUACAUCGACUAUAGGACUGGGGGAAGCACUUUGUUUGUUUCCAGAGCGGAACACACUCACAGUGUGACUUACUCGUAUAUUGACAACUUUCUUCCAGAAAAACUUUUGGGGAGCAUGAUCAGGGAGGAAAGUUCAUGUAGUGGCGUCAUUCGUUCAUGUAUACCAUCAAUAAAUGCGGGAAAUCAUAUUCAUUCGGGAAAUUACAAUGAGGAAAGAGGCGACCUUGGAGAAGCUUGACGGG
Amoebophrya sp. A25 is the source of this 4643-nucleotide messenger RNA. Lineage: Eukaryota; Dinophyceae; Syndiniales; Amoebophryaceae. The record is from the annotation of a GenBank genome assembly.